AUGUCCGCUGAUGAACUCAAAGAGAGCUUCAAAAAGCUCACUCUACAAGGCUCAAAGGUCAUGGAAGCCAAUGAAGAACUCCAAGCGGCUUAUAACGCAGAGGGCGCACAAGAGCUUGCAGAAGAGGAAAAGGCUGACAUAGAAAAGACGGAGCAGGAGUUGGGGAAUGAGCGGGCACUCUUGGGAGAGGUGGCCCGCCAUCCCUUUCUCUAUGGCUCGUGGGACCUCCGUCUCUACCGCUUGGUUGCGGUUUCUCUGGCUCUGAGGAUGGCCAUGCACUGGGAUAUCUGGGAGCGAGCGGAUCCUUUCUUCGGACCACAACGCACAAGGUAUUGCUGUGGAGUGGGGUUGAGCAGGAUGAGGGGUUUGGGCAGAUGA
This is a messenger RNA of Knipowitschia caucasica, 378 nucleotides long. Lineage: Eukaryota; Metazoa; Chordata; Actinopteri; Gobiiformes; Gobiidae. The record is from the annotation of a GenBank genome assembly.